AUGGCAGGUCCAGAAAUUAAUGCCCAAUUCCAUUUCACUGAUAUCAAAACAUGUUUCAACUCUUAUACUCUCACAGGUAGAAUGAAUUAUGUACUGGCUACGUAUGGAGGCAUUGCUUUGAUGGUCUUAUACUUCAAAUUAAGGUCUAAAAAAGCACCAGCUGUGAAAGCAGCAUAA
Mirounga angustirostris (Northern elephant seal) is the source of this 177-nucleotide messenger RNA. Its product is annotated as ATP synthase membrane subunit K, mitochondrial-like. The transcript has a single exon. The coding region runs from base 1 to 177 and encodes 58 amino acids. The record is from RefSeq and is a predicted model, not a curated record. NCBI's taxonomy places the organism in Eukaryota, Metazoa, Chordata, Mammalia, Carnivora, Phocidae.